This is a messenger RNA of Globicephala melas (long-finned pilot whale), 3491 nucleotides long. RefSeq names its product progestin and adipoQ receptor family member 9 (gene PAQR9). Gene Ontology annotation, molecular function: signaling receptor activity. Gene Ontology annotation, cellular component: membrane. The record is from RefSeq and is a predicted model, not a curated record. Lineage: Eukaryota; Metazoa; Chordata; Mammalia; Artiodactyla; Delphinidae.
GUGGCUGUCGGGUUUCGAAUCCCCGCGCCGACCCUCGCCCUCGGCGCGGGCUGCUGAGUCGCGGGCGCAGCCUUUGGUCCCCCGCAUCAAUCAUUAACGGGCCAGCUCGGGCUUCUGCGACCCGAGGGAGGGGGGAUGGAACGGCUGCUCCAAGGCUCAGGUCUUCUCGUGAACCUGCAGCGACGCCCCCGGCGCGUGCACAAAGGCUCCGACGGCAGCCGGCGGGGACUGGCGAGCGCGCCGGAGCCGGCGCCAGAGGUCGCCUGUGCGCGCCCUAGCCAAGCCCCGGGCACCAUGCCGCGGCGCCUGCAGCCCCGGAGCGCGGGCACAAAGGGCCCGCCCGGCACGACCGCGGCGGCUUCGGAGGCCGCCUCACGCCCCCACCCCUCACCCUCCGGGGACGCUCCGGCCUCCGCCAAGCCGCUGCUGCGCUGGGACGAGGUGCCCGACGACUUUGUGGAGUGCUUCAUCCUGUCGGGCUACCGGCGGCUGCCGUGCACGGCGCAGGAGUGCCUAGCCUCGGUGCUGAAGCCUACCAACGAGACGCUGAACUUCUGGACGCACUUCAUCCCACUGCUGCUGUUCCUGAGCAAGUUCUGCCGCCUGUUCUUCCUGAGCGGCCGCGACGUGCCCUUCCACCAUCCGUGGCUACUGCCGCUGUGGUGCUACGCUUCGGGCGUGCUGCUGACCUUCGCCAUGAGCUGCACGGCGCACGUGUUCAGCUGCCUGUCGCUGCGCCUGCGCGCAGCCUUCUUCUACCUGGACUACGCGUCCAUCAGCUACUACGGCUUUGGCAGCACUGUGGCCUACUACUACUACCUGCUGCCCGGCCUGAGCUUGUUGGACGCCAGGGUGAUGACCCCGUACGUGCAGCAGCGCCUGGGCUGGCACGUGGACUGCACGGGCCUCAUUGCCGCUUACCGCGCGCUCGUGCUGCCCGUGGCCUUCCUGCUGGCCGUGGCCUGCACCGUGGCCUGCUGCAAGAGCCGCACCGACUGGUGCUCUUAUCCGUUCGCGCUGCGCACCUUCGUCUUCGUCAUGCCCCUGAGCAUGGCCUGCCCCAUCAUGCUCGAGAGCUGGCUCUUCGACCUGCGGGGCGAGAACCCCACGCUCUUCGUGCACUUCUACCGCCGCUACUUCUGGCUGGUGGUGGCCGCCUUCUUCAACGUGAGCAAGAUCCCCGAGCGCAUCCAGCCGGGCCUCUUCGACAUCAUCGGCCACAGCCACCAGCUCUUCCACAUCUUCACUUUCCUCAGCAUCUACGACCAGGUGUACUACGUGGAGGAGGGCCUGCGCCAGUUCCUUAAGGCGCCGCCGGACGCGCCCACCUUCUCGGGCACCGUGGGCUACAUGUUGUUGCUGGUUGUCUGCCUGGGGCUGGUCAUCAAGAAGUUCCUCAACAACACCGAAUUCUGCGCUUCUUCAGAGCCUGUGAGUGAGUUGCAGAAUUAGCGUUUACGGAUAGGUCAGAGGCCGGGAAUGCUCAUUUGGCUGUUAAUUGUGGCAGGAUGUGACUUUUGAAAGCUCUGAACACAUACCUAGAGGCAGCAAAAUGCUCAUUUAUUGACUAUUGAACUCAGUGGAACACAGCUUUGCGUUUGAGCUUUUGAAAAUGUUCUCCGAUGUAUUGUGCUUCUAAAUGUAACGCACGACCUUUAAUACGUUUUGUUCUUGAACAGUCUCUGAAAACUGUUCCAACCGUGGCAUUUCUUGAAUGUGCAGCGUUAUUCUCCAGCGUGUAAAAGUGGCUGGCCACCUUUCUCAUGCCUUAUACUCCACCUAAAAUAUGCAAUAAGCACUCAAGCAGGAGUGGAGGGGUCUUCGGUUGGGUUUUUAACCAUGCUGUAGAGAUGGCCCUGCCCCUCACAGCUCACCACAACAUUGAGAAAGGACCCCGUGUAAAUAACCCUUGUUUCCAGAUGGAGUACAGGGACACAUUAACAUCAUUUCUCCUUUUAGGUCCAUCUCCAGUUAGAAAGCAUGAUCUGUUUGUAAUAUGCUGGAUGCAAAAAUGAAAACUAAUAGGCAAAAUUUUUAGAGAAGAAUUCUAAUUUUAUAUUUUAAAAGUUUAUAAUAGCAAUUUGUUUGUAAAAACUGGCCUUUGCACAUAGAUGAGAACCAGCGCUUUUUGGAAAGCCUCAUCUUUGUCCUGGGAGUUUAAUCACCUGGAGCUCUUACCCAAAUGAUAAAGACCUACAAGGUCUUGAAAAAUGUAAAUAGUGUAUAGUUUAAAAAAGGAUAAAACAAUUUUUUUAAAAGAAGAAAACAGGUCAGCUAUGUUAUAGGUGUGUCACAAGGCUAAAUUUAAGUCUUUUUAAAAUUCUAGUUAGAAACAUCAUUAAAUUCACUCUCCCAGCAAGGCUUAGCGCAGAAGGUCUACUUUUCUACCAGGUUGGUCUUUUAUGGAGGCUAUGAGCAAAAUUGUUCCAACUAAGCAACUGAGUACCAAGGCAGUAAAGAAAUGAGGCCCAGUUGAGUUUGAUGAGGGUUCACUCACAGUGGAUAACAUAGCCAGUAAAAUGUAUAGCCCUGGACACUCCACUCCUAGUUUCUCUGGAGCGGAAAGAAGCGUAAAGCCUCAUGCCAUCAAUCCACAGACCAGGAAAAGGCUGUGUUUCAGGGCUGGGGGAGGACGCUGUGGCCGCUCUCUUCUCUAAAUAAAGCACGUGGUAGCUCUGAACUCUCUUCGUAUCAGCCUUCUCCCAGGCCAUGGCCAUCACCCCUGAAGCCUUCACUUCCCAACUCAGCCUUGAAGACAAAAGGUUUCUAAAAAGAUUCCAUGUGUAUUUAGGCCAUCUCAAACCAUCUGCCUUAGGAGGUUCAUCCAUUUCUAAACUGAGGAUUUAAAUACAAUGACUGUGCUCAGAUUUACAAGAAUGUACAACCAGCAGGUCCCCUUUUGCGGUCAAGGGCAUUAAUUGAAGGGCCAUACUCACUUUUUCCUCAGGUCAGAGGCACACGGAGGAUUUAACAGUGACCAAAUAGAGCCCUCGUUGUGUCAGUAUUUUUUAAGUUCAUUUAAUGGUGAUAAUGGAGGAAGAAGGGAGUAAAGGAAAAUGCAGGCAUGAAAAAAGAAACUAAUAGUUUCUAGUUUUUCCACUGCUUGCUAAAUGAAUUCUUCUUAGGCUACCUUAACUCCAGUCACCACCUAGAUCUUAAACAGCUGUGUUUAGCUAGCUGGCGAGGUUUUCUCAGGAUGUGUGGACGGGGGCUACGAUGUGGUUUCAAAUCAUUGGUGUAUUCUGCCAGAAAAGGAUUAUUUAAUCAUAAUCCCCUGUUACCUGAUAAAUUAAGCAAAAUAAUCCAUAGAAAUAACUAUCACUUGGUCAGUUCUGUGCAUGUAGCUGAACAAAAUUGUGACUCUUUUCUGUUGUAUCAUGAUUUGGGUUUUCUGAGACAUUUGUUCCCUAUGAUCUUGAACGUGAACAUCUGUAUAAAUAACUAUUCAUUUUUUGCUGAAAAACAAAUGUAUGAAAUAAGAAUAAAUUAUU